Messenger RNA from Lingula anatina, 2253 nucleotides. RefSeq lists its product as uncharacterized. Lineage: Eukaryota; Metazoa; Brachiopoda; Lingulata; Lingulida; Lingulidae. The record is from RefSeq and is a predicted model, not a curated record. Gene Ontology annotation, molecular function: RNA polymerase II cis-regulatory region sequence-specific DNA binding; DNA-binding transcription factor activity. Gene Ontology annotation, biological process: regulation of transcription by RNA polymerase II.
AUGCUCAAAGUAAAUUGUGCACCAGAAAGCAGCAAGAGCCAGAGCAGAAUAGCACCAUUUCUGAAACAGUCACUGACACCAGAGGACAGGAAGAUUUAGAUGACAGAAGGGAGCAAGACUUAGAUCACAGUUAUUCCUGUACUCCGGCAGUCUCUGACAGUAGCAGGGAGCAAGAUUCAAAUCACAUUAAUUCCUUUACUCAAGCUGUCUCUGAUCCCAAAGGACAACAAGAAGCAUCUAAAAGUAUACAGAUCAUACCAACAACACAAACUGACCAACAUGCAUCGAUGAAACAGGUUGGUUCUAGUGGAGUUAAAGAUACAGUAAAGAAAUACUUGAUUGUUUGGGCUCCAAAGCGUCCGAAUUCAACCCAAAAAGGAGAUUCAGUGCCUAACAAAGAUGUCGAUUUGAAAAGCCCUCUCACCGUUUCUACUCGACCAAAUGUAGUUCGGAGUGAAAUACCCAUCAAGACAGCAACCAAUAAGACUACUAUGAUAUCAAGUGUUUCUUCCAAUAAGGUUCUAGCAAGCUCAUUGAAAUCUACUCAAAGAGGACAAUUCUUGCCAGAUCAAAAUAACACACAUGAUAUUGGCACAUUUGUCUCUCAGCCACAACUUACCUUGAAAAACAAAAUUACAGACGAGCCUCUUUUAAAGGAUUCAGAGAAAAAGUCUAGUGUUACUUGGAUUUCUAUAUUGAAACCAAAAAAAUCUAAUAUUGACACCAGAAAGGAGAUAGUUGACACCAAAAAGGAGAUAGUUGACACCAAGAAGAUGGUUCAAAAGUUACAAGGAAAUGGGCCUUUCAUCUGUGAUGCUUGUGGAAUGACGUUUAGCUACUUAGCGCUUCUCAACUUACACAAAAUAAAGCACAAAUCUGUGUCAAAAAUGAUGUAUUACUGUAAAAAAUGUAAGUGUUCAGUUUAUGAAAAGGAUCGAGAGGCUCAUGAACGCACUCAUAAAAAGGCCUACAAACCAGAAAUGUACAUAUGCCAGUACUGUGGUAAAGACUUUCCUACAAUGAAUAAAUGUACUCUUCAUGAAAGAACUCACUUAGGAGAAAGGCCAUUUAUUUGUAAGGUUUGUGGAAAGGCAUUAGUUCGGAAGAGAAACUUGAUAUUGCAUGAAAUGACCCAUGCUGGAAAAAGGCCACAUAAAUGCCGUUUCUGUGAGAGACGCUUUGUGCAGAAACAUGCUGCUAUUAACCAUGAAUGGGUUCACACGGGAGAAAAGCCUUUCAAGUGUAGGUUUUGCGGAAAGAGGUUCACACAAAGUGGUACACGUAACAGCCAUGAGAGGAUCCACACCAAUGUGAGGACCUUCCACUGCCAAUAUUGCAGGAAAGUUUUCGCUUAUGAGAGAGAAUGUGUUAAACAUGAAGCUGUUCACAAGGACAUAAAAUCAUAAAUUAUGAAGUGAAUUUACUUAGCACCAGUUAUAUCAUAAACAAGAAGUGCGUAAUUUGCAUGAACAAAAUUACAUAUUUUAUUUUUAUUCUAUUUUAUUUUUUUACUUUAUUGAAAGUUUGAAGAUUUGUUUUUAUGUUAAUAAAAGCUCCCUUAAAACCAUUGGUCACAUGAACAUGAUGCGUUUGACAGUAUUUGAUAAAAAAAUUAAAAAUACUACAUUUCCAUCAUUUGAUUGAAUAAUACACCCCUAAAAUAUGUAUGACUUGGUUGUUGUUUAACUAUUUGGGGAUUGCGCACAGUUCUAGAUGUGAAGAGUGAAUUUGUUAUUAAAAAUAAAGACAGCACUUAAGUUAGUGUCUUAUAUGAAAUUGAUUGGACCUGGAGUUUUGCACGAGUUGUGUUUUAUAAUGAUUUGAUAGGUCAUAUACACUUUGCUUUGUCCAAUUACAAAUAAGAUCAUAAAAACAGCAUAAUUUUCACAUAAAACCAAUUACAAUUCAGAUAAUCCAUAAUAACAUUUCCUAGAGCAAUAUGCUUCAACUUUCUAAUGUUACAUAUAUGCGUCGAUUCUGUAGAGUGGAUGCCAGUUGGCAGCAUUAUUCCAUUCAAUUGUACAAACAAAUUAAAAAGAGAUGUGCCCUUUAGUUAAAAGAUGAACACACAUUUCUGUCAGUACAAAAUUUUGAGCAAUGUUGAUUGAAAUACUAUCCUGUUCGACUGCACAAUAAGAGACUCCUCUUAAAGCCUUUGACAAUUUGUUUUACAGCAGGAAAACCAGGUGGAGCAAAGAAAUGAAUUGCUCAGCUCAUCACAUACCAAAAGGGAGCAUCCUCAAGUUAUACUUA